AUGCCGGCGAAACAGAGGACACCUAAAGUCAGCCGUAACCCUGAUCUUAUCAGGGGAGUUGGUAAAUACUCGAGGUCGAAGAUGUACCAUAAGAGAGGUCUUUGGGCUAUCAAGGCCAAAAACGGUGGCGUUUUCCCUCGCCACGACGCUAAGUCCAAAGUUGAUUCUCCGGUGGAGAAGCCCCCGAAGUUCUAUCCUGCUGAAGAUUUUAAGAAACCUCUCGCUAACAGGCGCAAGGCACACCCGACCAAGCUCAGAUCCAGCAUCACUCCAGGGACAGUGUUGAUCAUCCUUGCUGGUAGGUUCAAGGGAAAGAGAGUUGUCUUCUUGAAGCAGCUUUCUUCUGGUUUGCUUCUUGUGUCCGGACCGUUCAAGAUCAAUGGUGUUCCUUUGAGACGUGUUAACCAGUCCUAUGUGAUCGGAACAUCCACAAAGGUUGACGUUUCUGGAGUUAGUCUUGAUAAAUUUGAUGAUAAGUAUUUUGGAAAGGUUGCUGAGAAGAAGAACAAGAAGGGAGAAGGAGAGUUCUUCGAGGCAGAUAAAGAGGAGAAGAAGGAGAUUCCACAAGGGAAGAAAGAUGAUCAGAAGGCUGUGGACGCAGCUUUGAUCAAAGCCAUUGAAGCAGUUCCAGAGCUGAAGACUUACCUUGGUGCUAGGUUCUCAUUGAAACAAGGGAUGAAGCCUCAUGAGCUUGUUUUCUAG
Messenger RNA from Eruca vesicaria subsp. sativa (arugula), 702 nucleotides. The record is from the annotation of a GenBank genome assembly. NCBI's taxonomy places the organism in Eukaryota, Viridiplantae, Streptophyta, Magnoliopsida, Brassicales, Brassicaceae.